Messenger RNA from Verticillium alfalfae VaMs.102, 810 nucleotides. RefSeq lists its product as hypothetical. The transcript has 3 exons. The record is from RefSeq and is a predicted model, not a curated record. Bases 1 to 810 code for a protein of 269 amino acids. Lineage: Eukaryota; Fungi; Ascomycota; Sordariomycetes; Glomerellales; Plectosphaerellaceae.
AUGUCUUCGACCUGGGACUUCCUCCAACACAGCUCCGACCUACGCGGCAAAGUUGCGCUGGUAACGGGUGUGAACAACGCCUGCGGAGUCCCUAGUGCCGCAUGCACCGAGGCAGGCUGGGAGCCGAACAUUGCUAUCAGCCACGUCGGCCACUUUACCCUAAAUAAUCUUCUGCUGCCUCUGCUCAAGUCGACCACUUGUACCUCUGACGCCGACGUUCGCAUCGUUGUGGUUUCUUCGGUUGCUCAGUCAAGUAUGCUACCAGCCAAUUACGUACCCAACUUCGCGGGUCCCGACGCCCUCAAAAACCCCAUCCCGUACCGUCCCUGGGCUCACCGCUGGCUAUCUCCCCUCUUCAUCCGCCUAGACGUGACGGCCUACGGCGUGACGAAGCUUGCCAAUGCCCUUUAUGCCCAGGAACUUCAAAGGCAUCUCAGCGACGACGUUCAACUGAAUGCCGAGGACGCCCUUUCUUCACGGUCCAUCAUCGUUACGGCCGUCCACCCUGGUACCGUCCGCACGCCAGGCAUGGCAGAAGUCUUUCAACCAUGGAUUUUGGGUCUGGCGAGUCACUUUGCCGUAACACCCACCGAAGGCGCACAGAAUUUGCUCUUCGCGGCCACAGCGAAUGAAGUGAGAAGCCAGCCGGAGAAGUUCGCGGGCCGGUUUCUGCUCCCCAUCGGACAGGUCGCACCGCUGCACCCCUCGGCGAAGGAUCCGGCCCUCGGAGCCGGGCUGUGGGAAAAUACGCAGCGGGAAGUUAACACCUAUCUCAAGCAGCAUGGACUUGACGAGCUCUUACCCUGGUAA